AUGUCAGAACCCAAGUUAUCACAAAGACAUGAUGAUAAGGUAUUAAAUAUGAAUGUUAUUGGUAUAACGGAUCGAUUAUUACAAAAAUCAAAUAGUGUACUCAAUAAAAUUGAAGAAAAUAUAGAUCUUACAAGUUCGCUUAGGAAAUCAAACAAUCUAAUAUCACAAAUAGAUCAUAAGAUAGAUGGUCUUACUGGGAAUUUACAACAAUAUCAAUAUUAUUUAUCACAAUUGAAUUCAUUAUUGAUAAGAAGUGAGUUUUUCGAAGCUCAAUUGAAUAUGUUAGAGGCUCAUGAUCAAUUAGACUCAUUAAGGUCUUCAGAAGGGAUGCCUAGCUUGAAUGAUUGGAAAGAUGAUGAUUUAAAUUGGAGAACUACUGAAGCCACAUUAGAGAAUUUAUAUUUGGAAUAUCAAUAUUUAACAAAACAAAUGGAACAACUACAAGAUCCAGAGGCUUUCAAAGCAGUAUUGAUGAGACAAUUUAAUCCAGCACCUGUUUUUGAUGAAGAAGUUACAAAUCAAAGACCAACUUUACAAAAUAAAAUGAGUAUGGCUGAUAUGAAACUGAAACCUAUGAGAAUAGUAUCAAGAAAACAAGAAAAACAAAGAAGAAAUUCAUUAGAACUUAAUAAGAAAAGACCUGUUGCUUCAAUACCAACAAUUUAUAGACCUCAAACACAACCUCAAACCAAAAAUGUUCAAUCACUACCCACACCUGAAACAUCAUUUGAUAAUACAAUGGGUGAUACUACAACUGAUUAUUUCAAUUAUCAAGAUGAUUCUAUGGUUUCUCCAUUAUCCAAUAUUAAACGUUCAUCAUCAAGAAGAAACUCUCAUGCAACAAUUAAUAAACAUACAAGAUCAUCCUCAUUACCAGAAUCUAUCGUUUCAAACAUGCUCGAUACUGUGAAAUUUAACCUUGCUGAAGAUCCAUUAUCACCAGAAAAUACAAAGAAUAGAAAAUUCAGUUUAAGACAUUUUAUAUCUCAUGAAACAGGAUUGAAGACUAGAGGUGCUAUUAUGGAAGAAGAUGAAGAAGAUGUCAAAGAUUCAGAAUUCUUGAACUCGCCGGUUUCAAUACAUUUAGAAUCCUUUUUGAAACCAAAACCUACUAUUGCAUCAAAAGGUAAAGAGCUUGAGGAACCAAUUAAAGAGUCUAUGAAUUUGGAAGAAGACCCUCAUUUGGAGAAAGAGGAAGUUGCUGUAUUUGAGCAUAAGCUGAAUAGAUCAAACUCGUGUGAUAGUAUAUUUUCAACAAUGAAGACAGAACCUUAUAUUCCAUUAACUGAUAAUAAGCAACAAACUAUGAAUUGGAUGAAACAAUUUUCAAAACCUCAAAAUACAAUUUCAACAAAAGAAUCAAAUGUUACAACAUUAUCUGUCAAUAAUCUAUCUUCUUCAAUUUCUUCACCAAGUCGUAAGGCACUUACUGAUCUGGUUACUCAAAAUUCAUCAGUUCCUAAACCAACUCCAGCAAAUAGAUUUCCAUUCUUAUUCGCUUCAAAGAAAUCAUCACCAUUAGCUGCAACUUCUGAUGGAUCAUCAUCACCAAUGACUUCACCUAUUGCAACUUCAACUUCAAGUCCAUUUUACACAGAAGCAUCAACUGCUCAAUCCAUACCAAUGCCAGCUAGAAGACAACUUUCAGUUGAUGAUAGCUCAUCAUAUCAUUCUUUUGAAGCUUCAUAUUCAAACUCACCACAACAUAAACAAUGGUCAUUAUUAUUAGACAGAUUUAAACCAAAAGCCAUGGUUCCAUCAAGUAGUCUUGUUACUUCAGAAGUUGGAAGACCUAUUCCUAGAGUUCAACCAAUUAAAAUAAAUCAUCAAGACAACAAUUUCAAUAAACCACACAUCUCAUCAUCACUAGCUCCAAAUGAUAAAAUCAAAGGAAGUUUUUCAACUUUAACUAUAGGUCCUAAUAGAUCUAAAAUUGUUCAACAUGGUGAAUCAUCAACUUUGGGACAAAGCCUUGUCAUUAGUUCUAAAGUUAGUCAUGCAGCAUUAAAAGAAGCUUUAAAUAAUGAUUUCAGUUUCGAAUGA
Hansenula ciferrii is the source of this 2043-nucleotide messenger RNA. RefSeq names its product Serine/threonine-protein kinase. Gene Ontology annotation, molecular function: protein-membrane adaptor activity. Lineage: Eukaryota; Fungi; Ascomycota; Saccharomycetes; Phaffomycetales; Wickerhamomycetaceae. Gene Ontology annotation, biological process: vacuole inheritance. The record is from RefSeq and is a predicted model, not a curated record. The transcript has a single exon. Bases 1 to 2043 code for a protein of 680 amino acids.